Molecule: messenger RNA, 1572 nt
Organism: Saccharomyces kudriavzevii IFO 1802
Lineage: Eukaryota; Fungi; Ascomycota; Saccharomycetes; Saccharomycetales; Saccharomycetaceae
Gene: RPN3
Product: proteasome regulatory particle lid subunit RPN3
Exons: 1
Coding region: 1-1572 (523 amino acids)
Biological process (GO): ubiquitin-dependent protein catabolic process; regulation of protein catabolic process
Cellular component (GO): proteasome complex; proteasome regulatory particle, lid subcomplex
Molecular function (GO): enzyme regulator activity
Source: RefSeq, a predicted model, not a curated record
AUGGCUAGCGCUGCAGUAAUGAUGGACGUGGACUCCUCUGGGGCCAACGAUUUGCAUCAUUCAGAGAGGAAAUAUGCUGAACAAGACCAAAUUCAGGAGCUUCUAAACGUGUUGAACGAGAUCUCCAAAACCACCAUCACAUUGGAUCCCAGAUACAUAUGGAGGAGUUUGAAGGACUUGAGCUCUUUGAGAAACCAAGAGCUUUUGAAUGCAGAAACCCUAUCUUUCACGGUGAAUGUCCUAUACCCCGAUUCCUCGUCGUUCAAAAAAAACCUACUCAAAUUCAUUAAUUCCAACCACAAAUCAUCGGUAUCGGACUCAGAUGAGCUUAGAAACUCGUAUCCGGCUUCCUUUUAUUCAGUAAACACCGAGCAAAAGACCAUUGAAGUGACACCCGAAAUUAAUUGCUUUAUCCAUUUAUUGGUUCAAUUGUUUUUAUGGGACAGUAAGCAAUUACAGGAAUUGGUGCGGUUCAAUAGGAAGGUCGUUAUUCCAAAACUCUUGUGUUUUUACAACUUACGUUCCUUAAAUUUGAUCAACGCUAAGUUGUGGUUUUACAUAUAUUUGAGCCACGAAACACUAUUGCGUAGCUCCGCGGAAAAUGAUGACGAUAAUCAAAACAUAAUCCUAAGAUCCACUAUGAUGAAAUUCUUGAAGAUUGCCUCUUUGAAACACGACAACGAGACUAAAGCCAUGCUGAUUAACCUGAUUCUGAGAGAUUUUUUGAAUAACGGUGAGGUUGACAGCGCGUCUGAUUUCAUCUCCAAAUUGGAAUUCCCACAUAUAGACGUUUCCAGCACAUUAGAGGCAAGGUACUUUUUCUACUUAUCCAAAAUCAAUGCUAUUCAAUUGGACUAUUCCACCGCAAAUGAAUACAUAAUUGCGGCCAUUAGAAAAGCUCCUCAUAACUCCAAAAGUUUGGGAUUUUUACAACAAUCAAACAAGUUACAUUGUUGUAUUCAGUUACUAAUGGGUGAUAUUCCAGAAUUAUCAUUUUUCCAUCAAUCUAAUAUGCAAAAAUCCCUUCUACCUUAUUACCAUUUAACCAAGACCGUUAAAUUAGGUGACUUGAAAAAAUUUACAUCCACAAUCACAAAGUACAAGCAACUUCUAUUGAAAGACGACACUUAUCAACUAUGUGUAAGAUUAAGAUCUAAUGUUAUCAAAACAGGCAUUAGAAUCAUCUCUUUAACCUAUAAAAAAAUUUCAUUAAGGGACAUUUGUUUGAAACUGAAUUUGGAUUCAGAACAAACUGUAGAAUACAUGGUUUCGAGAGCUAUUAGGGAUAGUGUUAUUGAAGCCAAGAUCAACCACGAGGAUGGCUUUAUUGAAACGACAGAAUUACUAAACAUUUAUGACAGUGAAGAUCCCCAGCAAGUAUUCGAUGAAAGAAUUAAAUUUGCCAACCAGUUACACGAUGAAUACCUUGUUUCCAUGAGGUACCCUGAGGAUAAAAAGACUCAACAGAAUGAAGGAAAUGAGAACGGCGGAAAUGAUGAUGACAUACUUGAUGGCGAUUUAAUGGAUGAUAUGUCUGAUAUCUCGGAUCUCGACGAUUUAGGGUUUUUAUAA